Seminavis robusta is the source of this 1116-nucleotide messenger RNA. The record is from the annotation of a GenBank genome assembly. NCBI's taxonomy places the organism in Eukaryota, Bacillariophyta, Bacillariophyceae, Naviculales, Naviculaceae.
AUGGAACUACAGGCCACAUCAGACAAAGCUGCCAACGAAGCAUUGAACAGAUCAGAGCAAGUUGCCAAGGAGGCACUGGACAGACAAGUCACCUUUGAGAAUGCACUCUCUAGGCAACUCUCCUCCUAUCUGGACAAGUUCUCCCAGCAACAGGAGGACCUGAACCAGUCCAAUGCCUCCAUCCAAGGUCUAGUCACCACCUUCAUUGGCCAGGCCAACAAGCAACUUUCCUCCAUGGGUAUCGGUGGCAUCCACUUCGAUCCCUCCGAUGGCACGCCACAAAGCUUGAUGAGUGGUAUUGAGGAGCCUCUCAGUCUCAAAGAGAGCAUCAUUGACCAACUGAAGGCCCUCAAGGAGGAGGAAUACACCCAUCAGACCACAACACCGUUCCACACCAGCCACCAGAACAGUCUCCCACCGUUCCCUCUGCAGUACACUCCCAUCCAGCCCGUCUUAUCAACUAGUGCCCCCAUGUUCCAGUUUCCCAAGCGUCACCAUGCCUUCCAUGGUCCACAACAACCAUGCAGGCAACCAGACCUUCUGUUCCAUUCCAUGUUACCCAAGGGACACAGCACGCACUACUCUGGCAGAUGGCUGCUCAAUCCGGAUAAUGAGAGGGUAUGGAUUCACUACUCCACACCGCUGGAUGCCGCAGAACUACCGGCCAAUGUUCCCAAUGACCCAACACAUUGGAUCAACCGGAGAUUCCCAGAUGGAUACGUCCUUCUACCCAAUGGGGAAUGGUUACUACCCUACCCCACUGAUAGGACCUACAACUACACCAGGCCAACUGACCCUGUGUUCACCCCGGCUACCACAGGCCUCACUCCUACAACUGCCUAUACCACACCAGGACAGCCAGUAGCAAUGCCUGUGGAGGAGCCCACAAUGAGGAAUCCCGUCUUCACGCCCCACCCUGUCACCAGCAAUGUCAUGCCACGACCGAUGGACAAACCCUCCAUAUUCUCAGGCUUCCACGGUACAACACCCAUGCGAGGCUUUGACGGACACAACCCUAGCAAGACAGGUGAUCCUGGUGACCCAUGUGGAUCUGGGUACCAUGGUGACAACCACAGUGGCUUCAACUAUGGCGACGGCCGUGAUACACCCAACUAG